Molecule: messenger RNA, 1134 nt
Organism: Penicillium argentinense
Lineage: Eukaryota; Fungi; Ascomycota; Eurotiomycetes; Eurotiales; Aspergillaceae
Product: asparaginase ahrA
Exons: 3
Coding region: 1-1134 (377 amino acids)
Molecular function (GO): asparaginase activity
Source: RefSeq, a predicted model, not a curated record
AUGGGUCCCAAUUUCCAAACGCUGGCUAUCUCAGCCCUCGUGGCUACGAGCUAUGCUUCUCCUUUGAUUCAUUCCCGGGCGACAAACGUCACCUAUACCAACUCCAACGGCCUGAAGUUCAACCACUUCAAUGCUUCCCUCCCGAACGUGACCGUCCUGGCUACAGGUGGCACCAUCGCUGGCACAAGCGACGACAAAACCGCAACAGCAGGCUACGAAUCCGGGGCACUGGGAAUCAACAAGAUCCUCUCGGGCAUCCCGGAAGUCUACGACAUCGCCAACGUUAACGCCGUCCAAUUCGACAAUGUCAACAGCGGCGACGUCUCCUCAUCUCUCCUCCUAAACCUCACACACACCCUACAAACAAGCGUCUGCAAUGACGCCACCAUGGCCGGCGCCGUCGUCACCCACGGCACCGACACCCUCGAGGAAUCUGCAUUUUUCAUCGACGCAAGUGUUAAUUGUGGCAAGCCCAUCGUCUUCGUUGGCUCGAUGCGUCCCUCGACUGCUAUCUCUGCUGAUGGACCCAUGAACCUCCUCCAGGGCGUGACCGUUGCCGCGAACAAGGAUGCCAAGGAGCGUGGUGCACUGGUUGUUAUGAACGAUCGUAUUGUUUCGGCGUUCUUCGCUACGAAGACUCAGGCGAAUACCAUGGACACGUUCAAGGCCUAUGAGCAAGGGAAUCUGGGAAUGAUCGUCUCCAACAAGCCGUAUUUCUACUAUCCGGCCGUUCAGGCGAAUGCCAAGCAUGUCGCUGAUGUGCAGGAUGUGGAUGCUAUCCCCCGCGUGGAUAUCCUGUAUGCUUAUGAGGAUAUGCACAGUGAUACGCUCCAGAGUGCCGUGAAGAACGGCGCGAAGGGUAUUGUGGUCGCUGGUGAGGGUGCAGGAGGCAUCUCCACUGACUUCGGGAACACCAUUUCCGACAUCGUGUCACGUACCAACAUCCCCGUCGUCCUGAGCCACCGAACCGUCAACGGCGAGGUUCCCACAGCUGAUAUCACGGGUGACGACAGCAAGAUUGCUAGUGGUAUGUUCAACCCGCAGCAGUCACGCGUCUUGCUGGGGUUGCUGCUGGCGGAAGGAAAGGAGAUGAAGGAGAUCCGGAAUGUCUUUGCGAAGGCCACCGUUGCUUAA